This is a messenger RNA of Trypanosoma grayi, 620 nucleotides long. Its product is annotated as SET and MYND domain-containing protein. Lineage: Eukaryota; Euglenozoa; Kinetoplastea; Trypanosomatida; Trypanosomatidae. The transcript has a single exon. Gene Ontology annotation, cellular component: nucleus. The record is from RefSeq and is a predicted model, not a curated record. The annotation marks the transcript as partial.
UCGUCACGACGCGCAGCAUCGCGGCCGGCGAGGAGCUUACCAUCGCGUAUCUCCCUCAGCUCUACUGGCCGGCGCCGCUGCGGCGCGAGGAGCUCGCCGGGCGGUACUUCUUCCAGUGUCGCUGUGCGCGUUGCUGCAGCAGCGAGAGCGGCAAUAACGGCAGUGACGACCCGUUUGAGGCGGCGCUAACGGCAGCGCUGCGGCAGGACUGCAGUGCGGAGGCGGAGCGCAAGCACAUUGCGGAGGUGCAGCUGCUCUGCAGUCGCAUUCGGGGGAAGGACGUGUGUGAAGUAAACAGGGGCGACAGGGACGCGCUGCUGCGCCUCCUGGAGGCGUGUCGCCAGGACCUCUUCCCCUUUCACUACCUCUGCCACGAGCUGCGCAACACACUGAGCUUCGUGUACGCGGUGCUGGACGACACCGCCGCCUGCCUGCGCAGCUGCCUCGACGAGCUGCUGCUGUGGGAGGNCACUGAGCUUCGUGUACGCGGUGCUGGACGACACCGCCGCCUGCCUGCGCAGCUGCCUCGACGAGCUGCUGCUGUGGGAGGCAAUUGUGCCGGGUGGCCACCCAGUGAAGCGGCUGAAGGUGCACAACGCGAUGCGCUGCUCCCUGGAUAA